AUGGCCCUUCUCUGGGUUGUCCUUGGCUUCUACCUUUCUGGCAGCAGCUUUGGCUGCGGGGUCCCUGCCAUCGACCCCAUGCUGAGCGGCCUGUCCAGGAUUGUCAAUGGGGAGGAGGCCGUGCCCGGCUCCUGGCCCUGGCAGGUGUCCCUGCAGACCAGCUCCGGCUUCCACUUCUGCGGGGGCUCCCUCAUCAGCGAGGCCUGGGUGGUCACCGCCGCCCACUGCGAGGUCAGGAAGAGCCACCUGGUGGUGGCCGGCGUGUCUGAUCUCAGCUCUGACGAGGAGGCUGUCCAGGUGCUCAGGAUCGCUGAGGUGGUUGAGCACCCCCUGUGGAACCCGCACGCCUUGCGCAACGACAUCGCCCUGCUGAAGCUGGCCACGCCCGCCCGCCUCUCGGGGGCCGUGUCCCCCGUGUGCCUGCCCGGCACCAACACCAGCUUCCCUACGGGUUCCCUGUGCGCUACCACGGGCUGGGGCAAGACCCGGCACAACGCCCUCAAGACCCCCGACAAGCUGCAGCAGGCCGCCCUGCCCAUCGUGUCCAGCGCCGACUGCAAGUCCUACUGGGGCAGCAAGGUCACGGACGUGAUGAUCUGUGCUGGCGCCAGCGGCAUCUCCACCUGCAUGGGUGACUCUGGUGGCCCCCUGGUUUGCCAGAAGGACGGAGCCUGGACCCUGGCGGGCAUCGUGUCCUGGGGCAGUGGCCGGUGUCUUCCAUUCUCACCAGGCGUGUAUGCCCGGGUCACUAAGUUUGUUCCCUGGAUUCUUGAAGUUCUGAAGUCCAAUUGAGCCCCUGUCCACCCCCAGCACCCAUCUGUGCAAAACUCAAAUAAACCUCCUUGC
This is a messenger RNA of Phacochoerus africanus (Common warthog), 846 nucleotides long. RefSeq names its product chymotrypsinogen B-like. Gene Ontology annotation, molecular function: serine-type endopeptidase activity. The record is from RefSeq and is a predicted model, not a curated record. The transcript has 7 exons. Lineage: Eukaryota; Metazoa; Chordata; Mammalia; Artiodactyla; Suidae. The coding region runs from base 1 to 792 and encodes 263 amino acids. Gene Ontology annotation, biological process: proteolysis.